AGCGAUGGAGCCGCGCUGAGCUCGCCUCUGCAGGAUGCCGCACAAGGUUGGCUUUGUAGUCAUUAGCUCAUCAGGGCAUGAAGAUGGCUUCAGUGCAAAGGAGCUGAUGGUCCACGCACCAACAGUGAAUGGAUGGCGGUCACCGAGACUCUGUCAGUAUCCACAAGAAAUCACUCUGCAGUUGGUGGAGAGAUGUCGAAUACGAAAACUGCAGCUGCUUGCUCACCAGUACAUGAUACCAAGCAAAAUUGAGUUCUUCAUCAGUGAAAGCUUGCCUGAAUACUUUGCUCCUUAUCAAUCAGAGAGGUUUCACAGACUAGGUUAUGUCCCUCUCUCAGACAAUGAGAAGACAGGUUUCAAAGCUCGAGAGUUAAAAUCUGUGUAUAUGGAUGCGGUUGGCCAGUACCUGAAGCUGAUCUUCCAUAAAAAUUAUGUCAAUAAAUACAACUUGUACAGCCAGGUUGCCCUGGUAGCUAUAAAUGUUAUUGGAGAUCCAGCAGACUACAGUAAUGACAGCAAUAAACACCCUUCCAGAGAGAAGCUGAUAGACCACUACUUAGGAAUUAAAUCAGAUGAUCCUGCCUUAGAUGGAACAUACCUGGGGAAGUCUGACUCCAUCUCACCUCUGGAUGAUUUGGCUUUUGACAUGUACCAGGAUCCAGAAGUUGCUCAGAUAAUACGCAGACUGGACGAGAAGAAGCACGAAGCUGUCCAUCAGGAGCGCUACGAUUACGCCAAGAAACUCAAGCAAGCUAUUGCAGACUUGCAGAAGGUGGGGGAACGACUGGGACGGUACGAAGUGGAGAAACGUUACGCUGUAGAGAAAGAGGAUUAUGAUCUUGCUAAGAAGAAAAAGCAACAAAUGGAUGCGUACCGCCUGAAAGUAUAUCAGCAGCUGCAGCUCCACAACCUUCUGGAUGCUGAGCUGAUGACUCGAAAGCCACCUGACCUGCCUGUGGAGCCUGUGGUUUAUGAUAGUCUUCAGCACACAAAGGCUACAAGUUCACCUUCUUGUGAGAACACAGAACUGCAGAGCUCACAGGGCGAGCUGUGGAAAGCAGAGUCUUUGCUAGAAGAGAAGCCAACAGAACCUAAUUCUCCUGAGCCUGUUUUUCUCCAUCAGUCUACUCCUCCCACUCUGUCUCAUCCCACAACCUCCAGGGAAGUGUUUGCCCAAGAAGAGGUUGAAUUUUUACCUUAUGAUGAGAGACCUCUCCCAGCCAUCCAUAAACACUCGGAGGAAGCAGUUAGAUACCUCGAGCCAGAGAAGACUGAGGGAGACAUCAGUAAUACUCCAAGAAGUGGCAUUACUGGGGAACCAGAACCACUGAGUGAGAAGGCACUGAGGGAGGCCAGCCCUGCUAUUGAAGUUUUUGGAGAAGCUUUGGUCUCUGGAGCAUAUUCCAAAAGCUGGUCAUAUCGAGAAGAUGCAUUACUGGCUGUGUAUAAGAAGCUGAUGGAAAUGGCAGUAAGCACUCCAAAGGAGGAUUUAAAGAACAUGCUGAGGGCUGCUAUUUUUCUUGUAAGAAGAGCCAUAAAAGACAUCGUAUCUUCAGUUUUUCAAGCUUCCCUGAAACUUUUAAAAAUGCUCAUUACACAAUAUGUACCAAAACAUAAACUGGGGAAGCUGGAAACUUCUCACUGUGUGGAAAAAACACUUCCAGGUUUGCUCUCUAGAACAGGAGACUCUUCGUCCCGCCUUCGCAUCAUGGCUGCUAAAUUCAUUCAGGAAAUGGCACUGUGGAGCGAAGUGAAACCUCUCCAGAUUGUUCCAGUUCAUUUGGUUCAACCCUUAAAAUCGAAUUCCCCAACACAUCUGGCCAUGAGUCGAGUGGAAUUAGUUGAGUGCCUCUUGAAAGAGAUGGGAACUGAAAACUCAGGGUUUACCAUCAGCAAUGCCAUGAAGUUUGCAACAGGAGCUUUGGAGCAUAGAGUUUAUGAAGUUCGUGAUGUAGCACUGAGAAUUAUCUUUGAUAUGUACAGGAAACACAAAGCUGCCAUACUGGAAUAUCUCCCUCCAGAUGAUGCAAGCAUUCGGAAGACUGUUCUCUAUAAAACACUCUUUGAUGGAUUUACUAAAAUAGAUGGUAAACUUUCUGAAGCUGAAAUGAGGGCACAAAAAAAGGCAGCAACAGAAGAAGCAGAGAGACAGAAGAAGGCAGAAAUAAAAGUUCUUCAAGGUCAGCUGGCAGCUCUAAGGGAGAUACAAGCAGAAGUUCAAGCUGGAAAGGAAAAAGAGUCUGAUUUCCAGAAGACAAAAGAUCAAGGUUACAAAAGCCCACAGCCUGCAGCAGCAGAAAUUCCAGAUGAUCAUUCCUCUGUUGCAAAUUACUUGGAUAACUUAUGCAUUUUUUGUGGUGAAAGGAAUGAAUCCUUCACAGAGGAAGGACUGGAUCUCCAUUACUGGAAACGCUGUCCUAUGUUAACCAGAUGUGAGCACUGCAAACAGGUGGUAGAAAUAGCAAGCCUGACGGAGCAUUUGUUGACUGAGUGUGAUAAGAAGGACAGCUUUGGGAAAUGCCAGCGAUGCAGUGAAGCCUUUCCAAAGGAUGAGUUGCUCGACCACAUUAAGAGCAAGACUUGCAAUGCUGCCAAACCAGAAAAUGUGGCAAACCAUUGCCCACUGUGCCAUGACAACUUUUCUCCUGGAGAGGAGGCCUGGAAGUCACACCUCAUGGGCACGGAUGGCUGUGCAAUGAAUCUACGAAGGUUAUCCACCAUAAAUAAAACUAUUCCAAUGCAGCCUGGCAAAACGGGAGGCCACUAUUUGAAGAAACCAAGUCCUUCAAUGACCAAAGUUCGACCUCCCUCCAUAGGAAGCAAGAUCCCAACGCCAAGAGGAGGCCCGAAUAAAAGCUCAGGCAAAACGUACUCAAAGCAGUGAUAGGACAAGUGCUGUGGUUUGUAUUUUUUAUUUAAUAAUCGGGCAUGUCGUUAGUAAUGGCCAUUUAAAAAUUCUGAGCAACUUAGAUCUUUUCCAUAUGAGAACUGAGGCUGUGUGCAGGGCUGGAGCAGAGCAGUGAUGGCACUGCUCCACGGCUUCCACGGCAGCACUGUGGUUUUCUGAUUAGAAAGGAGCAAAUCCUCCAUUGCAGCCGCCCGCCUCGUUCCCCAUCGUGCACAAGGAAGGUGUGGCUGCUUCCUCGUCACAAAAACAGCCCAAACCAAACCCCGAGGAGUACAGCAUUCAUAUGGAGGGAUGCUGUGCUUACUGCCACGGUGAGCACAGCCCUGUGGCUGCUCAGGGGCUCCGUGGUGGUGGAGGUGAGCGAUGGUAUCAGCAGGCAUUUGGUGUAAGGUGGAAUGAAAAAUGUAUGUGCAUGUGAGAAGAAACGUGUAUCAGAAUACACAAAAUGUGUCACUAAAGAGCUGUAUGCCCUGUUCAGGUGAACUCCUGAACCGUUCAGUUGGUAAAAUACCAGUCCCAUAAGGCAGAAUUCUUCCUUACCUGUUUGUGUGAUUGAAAAAAAAGAGAGAGGGGCUGCAGUGCAGCUGAAAAAAGCUGUGAGGGCUUUUUGUUUUCCCUUUUGCAAAUCCUAGAGUGUUAACAGCAUUAAUACUCAGCUUAGCUGCUUUGUCAGGGCGUGUGCAAGGAGCACCCAGACCCGAGGGAUAUUUCAGUGCCACAAACCACGCGUGGCUGAGGGCGGCCCUCAGUGCUGAACCCUGGCUGUGAUUUAUGCCGUCAAGGAGUGAAUGCGUGGUGCUGCUUUGCACACACAGCACUGAUUUUAUAACACAGCUUGUGCGCAGCCUGCCUACAAGCGUGUGGAUUUCACAGGUAGAUCAGCACAGAUACACUUUGAAAGUCUUUAUAUGAAUUUUAACUCUUCCAAAUAUAUCAACAGUAUAUAUAUAUAUAUAUUCAUAAGGUUUGUAUAUUUAAUAUGGAUGUAUGCUUCCUUCCACGAGGGACCUGCAGGUUCCUGUGUUAGAGCCUCGCUCUAUGCAAGCAGAGCAGCAGCUGCAGCUGGUUGUGCUCAGAGCUGAGCAGGGCCACGGACUGCAGGCGUGGGGCUGCUGCACAGCGUGGUUCCUUUUGGAGCUGAACUGCGAGCUCUGCAUCGUGCGGAGGAAAAGAGAAAGAGCCGUUUGUGCGCUCUGGGUUGGCCAGUACGGCGCACACGGUUGCGAAGGCAGCUCUGCAUCGCUCCUCGAGCACGGCUUCUAAACACAGGCAGAACGUAAUUAAGACAGCUGAUGAGCUACAUGCGGGCAGCAGGAUCUGUGCUUCUGUUUUAUAACUGCACCGAGCCUUUUGAGAUACGCUUUUAAUAACCAAUAAAAGGUUUGAGCUAAAGAA
This is a messenger RNA of Meleagris gallopavo (turkey), 4303 nucleotides long. RefSeq names its product centrosomal protein 104 (gene CEP104). The record is from RefSeq and is a predicted model, not a curated record. Lineage: Eukaryota; Metazoa; Chordata; Aves; Galliformes; Phasianidae. Gene Ontology annotation, cellular component: cilium.